UUCACUUCCUUCUUGACAGAGCUAUAUCCGGGUCGUUGCUUUCCCUAUUGUCUCAGUCGGCCUCAGACUGUGGAAGUUCUGGGUUUUUGUUGCUUCUGGUGCAGGCUAAUAAAGUUUUUCUUUCUUUUAUUUUUCUUUCUAGUUUUUCGUGGGCAGUUGCCUCCGCAGGGCGGCCGGGUUGGGCUGGCUGCGGGGCCGGCGCUCGAGGCGCCGUGGAAGGGGCGCCGGGGUGGAGGGCGGACGAGGGUGACAGUGGGCUGCCCCGGGGUGGCCCCUGCUCGGUCGGCCGGGCCGCCCCGCUCAGUUGCUCCUUUGGGACUUGUCUCCGUGGCCCUCGGCGCGUCCCGGCUGCCUUGCCUCCCGCAGCCUCUCCCUAGGUCUCCUCCAAACGACCACCUCACGGAUUCCUUAUGGACCGCAGCUCCAAGAGGAGGCAGGUGAAGCCUUUGGCAGCUUCUCUUCUAGAAGCUCUCGAUUAUGAUAGUUCAGAUGACAGUGAUUUUAAAGUUGGAGAUGCUUCAGAUUCUGAAGGGAGUGGUAAUGGAAGUGAAGACCCUUCAAAGGACAGUGGAGAAGGUUCCUGUAGUGAUUCUGAAGAAAACAUUUUAGAAGAAGAACUGAACGAAGACAUUAAAGUAAAAGAAGAGCAACUUAAAAAUUCUACAGAGGAAGAAGUAGGGCCAUCUGACAAACAGUUAAUUAAAAUGGAAAAGAAGGAAGAAGAAGAAAAUGGAGAAAGACCUAGAAAGAAGAAGGAGAAAGAGAAGGGAAAAGAGAAGGAGAAGGGAGAGAAGGAGAAAGAAAAAGCAACAGGAUCUGAUACUGUGGUUGCUUCUGCCGCUGCCACCGCGCCAGCCACGAGUCCUCCUGCUGUUACAUCCCCUCCUGCCCCCACUACAACCACCACUACGGAGGAGCAAGUCAGUGAGCCCAAGAAGUGGAAUCUUCGUCGAAACCGGCCCCUUUUGGAUUUUGUAUCCAUGGAAGAGCUGAAUGAUAUGGAUGAUUAUGACAGUGAGGAUGACAAUGAUUGGAGACCCACUGUAGUGAAGAGGAAAGGACGAACAGCAUCUCAGAAGGAGGGCAGCGAUGGAGACAAUGAGGAUGAUGAAGAUGAGGGAAGUGGGAGUGAUGAAGAUGAGAAUGAGGAGGGCAAUGACGAAGACCAUAGCAGCCCAGCUAGCGAAGGGGGUUGCAAGAAGAAGAAGAAUAAAGUUCUUAGCAGAAACAGUGCUGAUGAUGAGGAACUGACCAAUGAUAGCCUGACCCUAUCUCAAAGCAAGAGUAAUGAGGACUCGCUGAUUCUUGAGAAGAGUCAAAACUGGAGUUCUCAAAAAAUGGACCAUAUUCUGAUUUGCUGUGUUUGUCUUGGAGAUAACAGUGAAGAUGCAGAUGAAAUAAUUCAGUGUGACAAUUGUGGCAUUACAGUUCAUGAAGGUUGUUAUGGAGUCGAUGGGGAGAGUGACUCUAUUAUGAGUUCAGCUUCUGAAAACUCCACUGAGCCUUGGUUUUGUGAUGCCUGUAAAUGUGGUGUUUCUCCUAGCUGUGAACUGUGUCCAAAUCAGGAUGGAAUUUUCAAGGAGACAGAUGCUGGAAGAUGGGUUCACAUUGUUUGUGCCCUGUAUGUUCCUGGGGUAGCCUUUGGAGAUAUUGACAAAUUACGACCAGUAACACUAACAGAAAUGAACUAUUCCAAAUAUGGUGCCAAGGAGUGUAGCUUUUGUGAAGACCCUCGCUUUGCUAGAACUGGAGUUUGCAUUAGCUGUGAUGCAGGGAUGUGCAGAGCCUAUUUUCAUGUUACCUGUGCCCAGAAGGAAGGUCUGCUUUCAGAGGCAGCAGCAGAAGAGGAUAUAGCGGAUCCAUUUUUUGCUUAUUGUAAGCAACAUGCAGACAGGUUAGACAGAAAGUGGAAAAGAAAAAACUACUUGGCUCUCCAGUCCUAUUGUAAAAUGUCUUUGCAAGAGCGAGAAAAGCAGCUGUCGCCAGAAGCACAGGCAAGAAUCAAUGCCCGACUUCAGCAAUAUCGUGCCAAGGCAGAACUGGCACGAUCUACCAGACCCCAAGCCUGGGUUCCAAGGGAAAAGUUACCCAGACCACUCACUAGUAGUGCUUCGGCCAUUCGUAAACUGAUGCGCAAAGCAGAACUAAUGGGGAUCAGUACAGAUAUCUUUCCAGUGGACAAUUCAGAUACUAGUUCGAGUGUGGAUGGAAGAAGAAAACAUAAGCAACCAGCCCUCACUGCUGACUUUGUCAAUUACUAUUUUGAGAGAAAUAUGCGCAUGAUUCAAAUUCAGGAAAAUAUGGCUGAACAAAAGAAUAUAAAGGAUAAAUUAGAGAAUGAGCAAGAAAAGCUUCAUGUAGAAUAUAAUAAGCUCUGUGAAUCUUUAGAAGAACUACAAAACCUGAAUGGGAAACUUCGAAGUGAGGGGCAAGGAAUAUGGGCCUUACUUGGCCGAAUAACAGGACAGAAGUUGAAUGUACCAGCAAUUUUGCGAGCACCCAAGGAGAGAAAACCAAGUAAAAAAGAAGGAGGCACUCAAAAGACAUCUACUCUUCCUACAGUGCUCUAUAGUUGUGGAAUUUGUAAAAAGAACCAUGACCAGCAUCUCCUUUUAUUGUGUGAUACCUGUAAACUCCAUUACCAUCUUGGCUGCCUUGAUCCUCCUCUUACAAGGAUGCCAAGAAAGACCAAAAACAGUUAUUGGCAGUGCUCAGAGUGUGACCAGGCGGGAAGCAGUGACAUGGAAGCAGACAUGGCCAUGGAAACCUUGCCAGAUGGGACCAAACGAUCAAGAAGGCAGAUCAAGGAGCCAGUGAAAUUUGUUCCUCAAGAUGUGCCACCAGAGCCCAAGAAGAUUCCAAUAAGAAACACGAGAACCAGAGGACGAAAACGAAGCUUUGUUCCUGAGGAAGAGAAACACGAGGAAAGAGUUCCUAGAGAAAGAAGGCAGAGACAGUCUGUAUUGCAAAAGAAGCCCAAGGCUGAAGAUUUAAGAACUGAGUGUGCAACUUGUAAAGGAACUGGAGACAAUGAAAAUCUUGUCAGAUACCCUUCAUGAGACCCAACUGUGCCACAGCUCAUCCUCGGAGGCAAUCCCGGAAACCUCUUUUAUAAGUGUGAUUUUAAAAAUGUGGAUAAAACUCUCAAUAGAGUAUAUAAAGUAAAAGAGAACAGCUAUCUUGUCCUUCCCAUAAGCUUAUCACUGCAAAAAGUACUUUUGCUUGUCAGGUUUGGAUAGAAUGUAAUUGAUUGGUUUGUUACUUGGAUAGACAAGGCAGUUAAUUUGCCUGUGUGCAUUUUUCUCUUUACUUCCUGUUCUUUCUUCUUUCUCCCUUUCUCCUUUUUAUUUCUUUAUUUUGUCAUUGCACUACUCAGAAACACUUGAUAUGUGCAUUAUUUUAAAAAAUAGUGGGCAAAUGUCUGUCAGAAUUGUCUUAGUAGGUAAAUGUCUUUCCCUCUUGCUUCUUUGGAAAUGAUGAUACACAGUUUUGGACCCAUGAAGACUUCAGGAAGCCAGUGAAACUUAAGUGCUCUGUGCUUCCUUGUGGUUGAAUAAUAAUCUCCCUGUUACUUGUUUGUAACAAAGACAAUGCUUUCCAUUGAUCUACUAGUCUCUGUCACCUAAUUUACUACAUGGAUUCACACAUGAAAAAAUAAUCCUGCAUUGGAAACAACUUUACACUCACAUGAAACGCUAAUUCUAUUUAUAAUAUUUAGCAAAAGUGAAAGACUUGUGAAGUAGAUGGUAUUCUAUUUUUGAGUAGUGUGAAAGUGCUAAUAUUAGCAUGAAGUUUUUAUAACUUUAGAUUUUAAGCUAAAGAAUAAACAUAUUAUCUGUGUUAGUCUUUCUUUUUUUUUCAGAAAUACCCAAAUUUGUUCAUUCCUUAUUGUUUCAUUUAAGUAUGAACUUUCUGUGUUCUAUAUAAGUUUACUUCUUUUAAACUUAAAUGUGAAGCUGUGAAAUGAGGGUGAUGCAACGCUUGUUGCGCGUACAGCCUGCCAGCUGAAAGAUCGUCACCAGCGUCUUUCUUUCCAGAGCUUUACAGAAUUAAAAUCUGAUCUUCAAACUUUACUGAUCCAGUUUUAAGUCAACGACAGAAAUACUUUGAAUAUUGCACCACUUAUUCUUGAACUGAUCUAGAAGAGACUGCUGAAAUUGAAGUGCACAUAUACAUGUAAAUUGUCAACACAUCUCUUGGAAUUUAAUUAUUUAUCAUUGUGAUUUUGG
Nannospalax galili (Upper Galilee mountains blind mole rat) is the source of this 4229-nucleotide messenger RNA. It is a transcript of the gene Phf14, whose product is annotated as PHD finger protein 14. Bases 411 to 3059 code for a protein of 882 amino acids. The record is from RefSeq and is a predicted model, not a curated record. NCBI's taxonomy places the organism in Eukaryota, Metazoa, Chordata, Mammalia, Rodentia, Spalacidae. The transcript has 17 exons. Gene Ontology annotation, biological process: regulation of transcription by RNA polymerase II.